Messenger RNA from Clonostachys solani, 1890 nucleotides. NCBI's taxonomy places the organism in Eukaryota, Fungi, Ascomycota, Sordariomycetes, Hypocreales, Bionectriaceae. The record is from the annotation of a GenBank genome assembly.
AUGAGGCGCUCCCUAGUUUCAAGACGGUCCCAGUUCGACCCGUCGAGCGCGAAGAGACCAGGAUGGUGCCUCGAGAGGGGCUAUUCUGGAGGCUCGUACCCCAAUAUCAAAGAUCAUGAUCUGAAAAAAGAGAUUGAAGAUCGGGAACUUCAAGGUAGAUUCCAAGUUGGCAAACCAUUUACGCCAAUGUUCGACCCGAAUGGCCACUACGCCUUCCAUAUAGUGACACCCCGGGAGCAGAGAAAGGAUCUGCCGCGUCAACUGAGGACCGAUGAGCUGUUCCAGAUGCCCGACAUCAUCCUUGAUCUUGACGCGUAUGGCGCAAAGGACGUCCGCGAAAGUGACAAUGAGGAUGAAAAUACCAUGGCCAGUAUCUGGGCUCAUACGGAACAACAGAGAUCCGUUCAGUCGCGCCUCGAAGACCUGAAGCAGAUGAUUGGGGAGUCCCGAGAGACUCGGAGCAAGGUGUUAUCUAGCUCGACGAACCCAUGGCGCAUCACCUCUCACGACGUGAUCUCUACAGCUCUUCGAGGCCUCGCACCCUUAGAGGACUCAAGGGAGGAUGGUGCACUGGACGGAGAAUCUGACACCCUUCGUAUUUCCACUCUGACUUACGCCACGCCGGACCAAGGGGCUCAGAUGAAGAAGUAUCAGAGUUCUCAUCAACGAUUAACCAGUGAGAAGCAAGGAAUGCCUGUCUCUGACCAAAUCGAUCCUCGUCGGAAUCCCGACUUUCUCGAACAAGUACGAGCACACAAUGGCAUUCCACGGCAUGCUGCCCAAAAUAACGAGCUUCUGCUGCGAUGGGUGCUGAGCCGACGGGAUUCGCUCCGGUUCGACCAGAUCAAAUCCCAGAAACAGCAACCAUCCGCGCAGCAAAUUGCAAGUGAGUUGCGGGAACAAGAUAGCAUCAACGGGAUCAGAAGAGUUGUGUUCCAUAGCCUGAGCGCCAAUGCGGACCUAAACUUGGAUCCAUCGGCCCAGGACGGGGAACAAGGAAGUGUUCCCCAAGAGAUCCGAGAUGCUUGUGUUCGAGUGAUGGACGCAUCACCAGGACCUGAAGCGUACUUUGAUACCUUGGAGUUUGUCAACAAUCUCAGCUAUAGGCUGCCGCGUAUGCGCAAGAACCUAGAAGCAUGUAUAUUUGUACUCCGGCUGCGAUGUUUGGCUCGACUAGGCAAACUCGACCUGGCAGUCAGACAACUUCAAGGUAGAAUCACAACUGGCAUGCUAAACAGCAAGCUGAACAUCCUUCCGGAUAUAAGAACCAGCCUAGAAUCUUGGAACAAGGUGGCCGGCGAGACAAAGUUGCUGGAGCAUAAAUCUCAGCGCCAGCUUUUGUUCGCCAUCUUAACAGGCUUGGGUGAAAACUCGCCGGAUGGGGCCUCCCUCCGAGGUUUACUGUUCGAUUCUGGUUAUCCAGCCUCAGAGUUGCAGAGCGAGGAGAGACAGGAGGCAUACGAGGAAUACAUCCUUCUUCUAGGACGCGUCGGUGCUCUACGGACUAUUUGGAGGGAAUGGAGGACAUACACUUCGAAUCUCUUUCAAGGAUACAGCUUGACACAUGUUAGCAAGACCACGACAGGAGAAGCACAGAUCCAAAACGUCUUCUCCCGUGCGUUGCCCAUAGCCCUCUCAAUCGCCGGUCCGGAGUACUUUGCACAGCAAGGGAGCGCAAACCCAGACCCAGAUUUGGCCGAAUGUCAGAGAAUGGACUUUGAGUGGAUCGUCAAGGGAAUAGCGCCGCCCGCGGAGCAGCAAACGAAUUUCCCGAAGCAGCCCACGAAGAUAUUUACCACAGACGAGGUCAGGAGUAUGAUGGGGCCUCCGCUGAAUGACUCGCUCGAGGCCAUGGAAAGCCACCGCCGAGCACUCCACACGGAGCAGUAG